GGUGAGUUCGCACUUGAUGUAGAGAAGGAUCCUGUUGUGCGUACUUCUGACAGGAGUACGGUUCCAUCGAUCGGAUAUACGGCUCCACCAUAAUGAACGAAGAUCCUUACAAACCGCCCCCCUCUAGACAGAGCGAGGAACCAGUAAUGAUGACAAAUGAUGAUGCAACUUCGUGUAAGAGGGCGGCUGUCGAUAGAGGAUAUUGGUCAGAUCCAUAUGUCCAGCAUUUCAUCAAGAGUUGCGACCGGAAGCCUCCUGAGAUCAAUCGAGGUUAUUUUGCCCGAGUUCAGGCUAUCAAGCUUCUCGUAGACAAAUUCCUAGAGAUCUCAAGCAGCCAGGCCCAAAUCGUCAAUUUGGGCGCCGGAUUCGACACCUUGUUCUGGAGACUUCAGGACGACAAUCGUCCCCUGAAGGCCUACGUCGAAGUCGAUUACCCGGCGGUGACCAUGAGAAAAGUUCAUUACAUACGUCUCCGUCGACAACUGCUUGAGAAAAUCGCACAAGGCGAAGAUGAUGAUAUUCGCCUUUCGAAGUGUGACAUACACUCAUCGAAAUAUCACCUGAUCGGAGUCGAUCUGAAAGAUAUGAAUGCUCUGUCUAAUAAACUGUCACAGGAUUGUCGACUGGAUCCCCAGCUCCCCACACUCUUCAUAUCUGAGUGUGUCCUAGUGUAUAUGGCCACCGAUCAUUGUGAAGCUCUACUGAAAUACAUAACUGACACUUUCAAGAAGGCCGUCUUACUCAAUUACGACCCAGUCAACAUGAACGACAAGUUCGCAGAAAUCAUGUUGGAGAAUCUUAAACAUCGCGACUGCCACUUCUUGGGCCUGGAGGCGUCACAAAACCUCGAGACGCAAGAAACUCGACUAUACCGGUGCGGCUUCAGCAACGUCCGGUCUUGGCUGAUGCUGCAGGUGUACCAGUCGCUCCCUCAGUCCGAGUUGAAACGCAUUGAAUCUAUCGAGUUUAUGGACGAGCACGAGCUCCUCCAACAGCUACUGAACCACUAUUGCAUAACCGUUGCGGACAAUUGUGAGACAUCCCUCGGAUUCGGAGAAAUUCGCCUCCAUCCGGUUUCGACCGUCGCAGUGUGAGAGACCCAAGUGUCCAAGUUCAGGGUUUGGAAGAGGCGUGGAAUACGCCUCCCCUGUUGAGAAGAGCGAAUGCGAUGAGCAAAGUUGCAAGCGUGUCAUUGAGCGAGCUAGAAGAGCUUGGAGUUCCUCGAAGACGCUCUCUUCCCCGGAACCUCGGCCUACCAGUGAGUGCGACGAGACGCUACGGGGGUUCUAUGCGCUGCUCAACGCUGUCUUGGAAUCCAACGCAAGACUCUGGCUGCUGCUGUUUUUUCCUUUCCUCCCCCACGGACGAGCUGCCAGAUUCGAACAUUUCAACAUUCUGUAAAUAUUUUCACCCCUCACAGCUCUGUGAGACGAAUCGGGUCUCGAUUAAAACUCAUUUUGUCGCCACGUGCUUGAUCGCC
Galendromus occidentalis (western predatory mite) is the source of this 1480-nucleotide messenger RNA. RefSeq names its product leucine carboxyl methyltransferase 1. The transcript has 6 exons. Gene Ontology annotation, molecular function: protein C-terminal leucine carboxyl O-methyltransferase activity. The coding region runs from base 93 to 1094 and encodes 333 amino acids. The record is from RefSeq and is a predicted model, not a curated record. Gene Ontology annotation, cellular component: cytosol. Gene Ontology annotation, biological process: C-terminal protein methylation. NCBI's taxonomy places the organism in Eukaryota, Metazoa, Arthropoda, Arachnida, Mesostigmata, Phytoseiidae.